Molecule: messenger RNA, 952 nt
Organism: Cannabis sativa
Lineage: Eukaryota; Viridiplantae; Streptophyta; Magnoliopsida; Rosales; Cannabaceae
Exons: 1
Coding region: 197-952 (251 amino acids)
Source: RefSeq, a predicted model, not a curated record
CAGGGAAUUGAACAAGCUGACGGUGAAGAAUAAAUAUCCAUUACCUAGGAUCGAUGAUUUGUUCGAUCAGCUUCAGGGGAAGACGGUCUUUUCUAAGAUUGAUCUCCGUUUGGGUUAUCAUCAGUUGAGAAUCCGAGAGGAGGACAUUCCGAAGACGGCUUUCCGCACUAGGUAUGGACAUUACGAAUUUCUGGUUAUGUCAUUCGGACUAACCAAUGCUCCUGCAGCAUUUAUGGACCUGAUGAAUAGAGUAUUCAAGGAUUUCCUCGAUAUCUGUGUGAUUGUGUUUAUCGACGACAUCCUCGUGUACUCUCAAUCAGAAGAGGAGCAUGAGUUACAUCUUCAGAUGGUACUGCAACGGCUUCGAGAACAUAAGCUUUAUGCCAAGUUCAAGAAAUGUGAGUUCUGGCUAUCUCAGGUGUCCUUCCUAGGGCACAUUGUGAGCAAAGAUGGGAUCAAGGUGGAUCCCGGGAAGAUCGAAUCCGUCAGGGAUUGGCCGAGACCGAAGACAGUGACAGAGAUCAGAAGCUUCUUGGGUUUAGCUGGGUACUACCGUAGGUUCGUCGAAGGGUUCUCUAAAAUUUCAAUGCCCCUAACCGAGCUUACAAAGAAAAAUCAGCGGUUUAUCUGGUCAGAUAAGUGCGAAGCUAGUUUUCAGGACCUAAAACAGAGGUUGAUUACCGCUCCAGUGCUAGCUUUGCCUUCGGACAAGGAGAAGUUCGUAGUUUAUUGUGACGCAUCCAAACAGGGUUUGGGGUGUGUAUUGAUGCAAGCUGAUCGGGUCAUCGCUUAUGCCUCCCGUCAGUUAAAGGAUUAUGAACAGCGAUACCCGACUCAUGAUCUAGAGUUGGCCGCAGUGGUUUUUGCAUUGAAGAUUUGGCGGCAUUAUCUUUACGGGGAAAAGUUUGAAAUCUACACCGACCAUAAAAGUCUCAAGUAUUUCUUUACUUAG